Molecule: messenger RNA, 643 nt
Organism: Strongylus vulgaris
Lineage: Eukaryota; Metazoa; Nematoda; Chromadorea; Rhabditida; Strongylidae
Source: the annotation of a GenBank genome assembly
AGAUCCCAACGCCAUGGUUGCUGUUCCUAAGGUAACAGAAACAUCUAAAAAAGGAUUAGAUUUUCCAAAGGUCGAGCUUCAUCUCCAUCUUGAUGGAUCAGUUCGUUUUUCUACAUUGCUCGAACUUUCUCUAGGCAAAGGUGUGCCAAUAAAGGGUGCAGUGACUGUGGAGGACAUGAAGAGGGCGCUGAUCACACAUGAACCAGCUAAUUUAGCAAAAGUACUAGAAGCAUUUGAUCUUCUCUUACCAGUAAUCCGCGGUGAUGCGGAAGCUAUAGAGAGAAUAGCCUAUGAAAUGUGUGAAGAUCAAGCAGCAAAUGGUGUUAUAUACUUUGAAGGACGGUAUUCUCCUCAACUUCUCGUUGCUCCAGGUGGUGAGGUAGUAAACUUGCCAUUCACAUUUUACCCCCUUACCUCAACUGGCGUAGUGGAAGCGGUAAAGAGAGGAUUUGACCGCGGUGAAGCAGACUUUGGUGUUAAAGCGCGAUCUAUUGUGUGCUGCAUUCGUGGACUUCAUCAAUAUGCAGAUGAUGUGCUUCGAAUUGCCACCGAAUGCAAACACCUUGGUGUUGUGGCAGUUGACGUAGCUGGUUCUGCUCAUGGUGCAGACGAGCAGUAUGAACCAGAAGUUGUGCACAUGUUC